Stylonychia lemnae is the source of this 2094-nucleotide messenger RNA. The record is from the annotation of a GenBank genome assembly. Lineage: Eukaryota; Ciliophora; Spirotrichea; Sporadotrichida; Oxytrichidae.
AUGAGUUUAAUCCCGCACUCAAACAUCAGAGUUGAUAACUUCGAGUUUAUGAAGAAUGACCUCACCCAAUACAUAUUCUUUCUUUCUCAUUGUCAUGAGGAUCACGUUAAGGGUUUAAAUCCGUCCUGGAACUAUGGAAAAAUAUACACAAGUCACAUCUCUAAGAUUCUCAUUCUCGAUAAAUUCCCUCAUCUCAAGGAAUUUGUGGUAAGUCUAUUAAACCCUACUUUCUUUGCCUGGUUUACUGAAUCCUAAAACUAGAUUGAACUUGAAAUGGAUGAGGAGCAUUGGAUAUACCUAGAUGAUCAGAAGAAGGAAGGUGUUUCAGUUAUGAUGAUGGAUGCUUUCCAUUGUCCUGGCGCAGUAAUGUUUAUGUUUCGCGGCAAGAUGGGAACAGUCUUCCAUACAGGAGAUUUCAGAUUUUCAGAGCAAAUGUUUGACAACGAAAUCCUGUUCCCUCCACAGCGUCAUAAGGAGGAUAUGAGAGCAAUUUCAGUUGAUAUUGAUUACCUUUUUUUGGAUAACACCUUUGCUGACCCAGAAUAUGAUUUUCCCUCAAGAGAGGAGGCCUAUAACUCACUAACUGAUAUUGUAAAGAAACAUGGAUAACAUAGGAUAUUUUUGUUUUCUUAUAACCUUGGUAAAGAGGAAGUCUUUAUCAACCUAGCUCAGGACUUCGAGACUCUAGUGGUUGUAGAUGAAGAUAGAUACAGAAAGCUUAGUAUAAUGGACUUAAGGCCUGAUUUAUUCACAACUGAUGCUAAUCUUGGCUGGAUUCAUAUUAAGUCAAUCAAAAACUUGAAAAAAUUUGAGUAUGGUUUAUAUUAAUUGAGCGCUUAUUUAUUUUCUAUUAGUAUCGAAGAGUGUAACAAGGAAGAGCCCACCAUAUUUGUAAUCAUGACAGGGUGGAAUGACAAGUAUAACAGGAAUUUGCCAUUUUACUUUAAAGUUCCAUACUCAAGUCACUCAAACUAUAGAGAGCUUGAAAGGUUUGUUAGAGCGAUAUCUCCUAAAAAUUUGGUAUUUAAUGUCCCGGAGAGAUCAAUGUCAAAAAAGAGAUUAGAGUUUCAGCAUCAUCUGAUUAAAGAGUACGUUGUUAAGAACUAAAAAAUCGCUAAUCCUAUUCUAUUUAACCCUAAAAAAGGUUAUGUUUCUAACUAUAACUCCUAAAUCACUGUGAUAAAAAGUUAAAUUAGUCAAAAAUAAGGAAUAUCAAGCCAUUAGAUACAGAAAUAGAAUGAAGAGGUCAAGAAUGCUGGCUAUAUCUGUGGGGAUAUCAAUCUAUCUGAAAGGUUUAAUUUAAACAACUAAGAACUCAAUAAGCGAAGAUUCUAAGAUGCAAAUCAAAAUGUAUUCAAGUCUAGGUAAAAUGGCACGAAGCCAAAAGGAGCGAAAUUCGCUAAUUAGGAGCUUUAACUCUCUCUUACACCUAAAAAUGAUGAAGAUUUAUUCAAGCAGUUCAAUGGAUCUGAUGAUAUAUCGAUAGCUGAAAGUAAUCAUGGCAGUAAAAGACCAUCCAAGAAAAAAGAAUUUGGAAUAAAAAUAUAGCACAAUGGUUAUAACUUGAGAAAGUUAAGCGAUUAAAAGAUGAGGAGUCUCUCAAAUUCUGAUCAGAAAUAGGCAAUAUCUGAUAGGUAAAGGCUAAACUAUCCAGCAAAAAUUUAAGCUGCUGACUAGAAUUAAAAGAGUGACUUAGAUGUUUUACUAGAUUAUGAAGACUUAAGUGAUGAUGAAGAUAAAAACUAGUCUAAAAGUAAUCGUUUGGAAUCAAUAGCAAAAUAACUCUUCAAUAAUAAAGAUUAGAGUUCCUAAAGUAAUGUAGAGAAGUCUAGCCAGUCUUAGAAUUCUAAAAAGCGAAAGCUAAAUGUUACAUAAUUUGAGGAGAAUUAAGAAGUAUAGCCAGCUAAAAAAAGGCAAAAAACCUCUCAAACAAGUAGUCAAAGUGGUAUGGCAACUAGGUAAUAGGAAAAGAUUGCAAUAGCUUCAUAAUAGAUAUAAUAUUUGAAGCCAGAUAUGAUCUAGUAACUUAGAUAAAGAUACCAGAAAUCGAAGCAAGAAAUGGAAAAUAACAGAAUCUUAAAAAGUAAGAGCUGA